GACACCAUUCCACCAGAGUGUGAGGAAGCAGUGAUUCGGUCCUUCUCCGCUGAAACACACCUGAACUCAGACUCUCAUGGUUCCUCCCGCUCUUUCCCUUUUUUUUGCUCUUCCGCCAUUCGCUGAGAGAACGACCUGCUCUGAAUACAAAUGAGCUGCUCUCAUUCUCGCUCAUGCAGACUCUCUCUCUGUCUCUCUCUCGCUCUCUCUCUCUCUCUCUCUCUCUCUCUCUCUCUCUCUCAGUGUCUCUCUCUCCCCCGUUUACCCUGGUCUUAUGCAGCUGCUCUGAAAGACACCGGUAUUGAAGACACCAGUUUGCAGUUAAUGACCUCACAUUCACUGCUUGCAGGGGCGACCUGGGGAGAAUCCGCUGUGCUCCACGCAUGGAGAGAGGGAGAGGGCACGAAGGACUGCCAGGUCAUUCGUGCACUUGUGUGAGUUUUUGCUCCUACGGAGCCGCAGCCUAGAGAAGGAUCAGAGCCACGUUUCCUUUUUGACGAGCGGACGGAGACAACAGGAGAGACAGCACAGAGCAGGAGCUGGAGAUCCGGAACCUGGUUGGCAGGCGCGUCACGCUGGGCAUGGCCUCUGUGUAGGAUACCCCCACGGAGCUGCAGAAGAGUACAGCAGGCUGGUAUUUACGCGGUGCGAGUCGGGCGCCCACGCUCGCGAGAGGGGUCUCCAGGAGCAAGAUGGCUGAAGACAAGCCCAGGGUCAAGACCAGCAGCUCCAUCGUGCCCUGCUUCCUGUUUGUGGAGCUGGUGAUCAUGGCCGGCACCGUGCUCCUGGCAUACUACUUUGAGUACACGGACACCUUCCCCGUCCACAUCCAGGGCUUCUUCUGCUUCGACAGGGCGCUCUCCAAGCCCUACCCAGGACCGGACGAGGGCAGCAAGGUGCCCCCCGUGUUGGUGUACUCACUGGUCACCGCCAUCCCCACUGUCACGAUACUGGCAGGUGAGCUGACUGCAUUCUUCCUCAAGUCUGAUGGAACUCAAGAGAAGACCAUCGUGUCGGCAGAUUGCUGCUACUUCAACCCCCUGCUGCGCAGGAUUGUUCGCAUCCUGGGGGUCUACUCGUUCGGCUUGUUCGCCACGACCAUCUUCGCCAAUGCCGGCCAGGUUGUGACGGGAAACCAGACGCCCCACUUCCUGUCGGCCUGCCGGCCGAACUACACGGCGCUGGGGUGCCAGUCAGCGGCACAGUACAUCACAGAGCGGCGCGCCUGCACUGGGAAUCCACUCAUCGUCGCGACUGCCCGCAAGUCCUUUCCCUCCAAGGAUGCUGCACUCAGCUUCUACUCUGCUGUCUACACGGUGAUGUAUGUUACACUGGUGUUCCAGACCAAAGGCACACGGCUCACCAAGCCCACGAUGUGCCUGACGCUGCUGUCGCUAGCCAUGCUAGUGGGCGUGGUGCGCGUGGCCGAGUAUCGCAACCACUGGGCCGAUGUGUUGGCGGGAUACUUCACUGGCGGUGCCAUCGCCAUCUUCCUGGUGACAUGCGUGGUCAACAACUUCCACCAGACCCGGCCCCCGGCGCCCCCCUCGCGACCGCAGCGCCCGGAGUCCGUGCUGGGAAUGCCCGUGAUGACGUUGCCUUGCGUGGAAAGUCCACUCGAAAAACUCCGCGAUCUCCGUUCACUGAGAUCACAUGACCAUCAGCCUUACAGGUUCCCCGCCACCCCCGAUGUCCUCAUACCGUCUCACUCCAUUUCCAGUCAAGUCUAGACCAGCUGCCCGAGCGCCUCCACCGAUGCUCCACCCACCCUGCGCGCCACCCCCUCCACCGCUCCUACUCCACACAGGUGUAGACCCUGUCUUCUCUUUGCCACGCACGCACAAACACACACACACACACACGCGGCGCUGAAUUCUCUAACAGGUUCCCGCAAGGAUACAAAGCCGAGCAUCACAUUGUCAUGUGAGGUUCUCAAAUUUUCUAGGUAUUGAUCUAGAGAUUUUUUCGUCAGGUUUUAUAAAGCUUUUCAUACAAGUAGAAAGAACACCAGUGUGUUUGCCUCGAGGAAUGUGCGAGCAGUGCACGCAUCACGUGUGUACCGGUACGUCUGUCUUUUCUUACAGCUCCGCUUAGAUUUAGUUCUCGUCUUUUUGCUUGAAUAGUCACACUCAUUGAUUCCCGGGGCUGCGCCUUAGUUCCCUCUUGAUUACAUGGAAGAAGUGGCUAUACGCACGUGCGAUACCGGUGCUUGGCGCACACGCCAAACACACUGCAAAGGAAGCACGCCCUAGGGACCAGCUUAUCGACCAUGUCCAGUCCCUGGGACAACACCCGACCCCCGCCGGUCUCUUUAGAACCCCGUCAUACUACCUGUGUCGGCCGUGCUGUAGAUCCACGAAGAUUAGGAUUUCAGGGAGAGGUCCGUGCGAGGUAGCUCCUCUAGUCUCCCCACUCAAAGCACACGCUUUUACGUGGGAUUUUGUGGAUUUUUUUUCUAACUGGCGGGGAUUUGUACGUUCCAGAGUUCUGAAUUAUGGACAAAUUACAGUUUCAAGGGUCACAUUGUGCAUCACGCCAUCAGUUGUGGAGCGUAGCUUUCAGUUACAUUUCAAGUAACCUUGUGGAUUUUCUUAUAUGUUGUAAAGUGUUCUGUAGCGCCUGCACGGGAGGGACCACAGGAACGACGUUACUGUGCCAUAUGUUGCAGGGGCACUUUGUCUUCUUAUUGUGACCCGGUCAGCACAGCAGUAUCAACACCACGGCCCUUUCACGUGGAACGCAAAAAUCUCAUAUAACCACAUAUUCUGCUAUUGCCUUCAGCUCUGAUGAACUCUGUGUAUAAUGUACAUGUCUGUUAAUUAACGUCUCUGUUAGCAGAUCGUUUAUGACUUUGUUAGCGGGUUUUUCCCUGUAGUAUUUUUUUUUUUUUACAGUUGCAAAGUAGCUGUGUUUACUUUCCUUCCCAUGCAGUCUGUGAAUUGUACUCUUUCUCUCCGCUCUGUCUCCACCGCGGCUCUUGCGCCCGGCGCCGUUUUCGCAUAUUCUGUGCAAAAUGUCUGGCUUUUCUCCGCCCCUCCCCCACAGGGGCCGCCGAAUGCCCAUCUCUGUACAUAGGACUUUUUGGUUUUGAAAUGCGAUUUCACGCGGAUGUCAGAGCACCUGCCCUGGCCGCCUUCCGAUGUCCCCAAACACCAGCACUGCCAGCUGUGUCACCGUUGAACUUCAGUGUAGCGUUUGGUGAGAGGAACCUGCGUUGUGUCUCAGUGGUGUAACACCGGUGGUAUGUCACCCUAACCAACUUGCAUGCAACAGAAGCACCUUGUAUAGUGUGGCAAAGAAGCAGCAAUGUAUAACUUAUGUAGUAUAAUAGCACAGACAAAUUUCUCUAUUUUGUAUAUGUGUACAAGUUGUUCCCAGUGUCACAGGCAACGACAGAGUAGCUCUGUUACUGGAGCCACAAGAAAACUAAGACUAAGACUGCAGUCUCGGGGAGGCACUGAAUUUUUAGAAGUGCAUAAUGAGUGGCGUUGAAGAAAUCUUCCCCCCAGAACCAAUUGGUCGCAGGAGAUCCCUACAAAACACUCCGAUACCUAGACACUUUUCACGACAACAUCGGCCGAUGGGAGAGCCCCAGGCAGCUGGAUGUCUCUCCGAUCGGCUUGCGUUACCUUUUAUUUAUAAGCUCCUACACCGGUCAUCAUAAGGCAUGGCAACACUUUCUAAACUUCCCUUGCGUCCUACGCAAAAGUAAUCCACUCCGAACAAUUUGUCCCUUUUUAAAAAGUGUGUCGGGAUGCAUCCUAAAGGUCAACAAAAUUUCUUUGCGUCUCCUUUCCCUACCAACAUUCUCCAUUGAGUUAAACAGAGCAUGAAGCCAAGGCACAAGAUACAUUUUCCGAACAUAUUAACUAGGACAUAUUAAUCACUUGAACGGUAUUAGCUACUUGAACGUAUUUUCACACCGCGGUGACGUCGCCAUUAAUUCAAUGAGCCUGUUGCGUUUCCGUAGCGAGGUCUUCUCUCCAUAAUCGUUGAUGGAAAGCCACGAGACCCUACGUGUGAAACAAAAAAAAGCAGUAACUUCUGUUCUCCGGGUGUCUUUGGUUGGUUCGAUGAAAAUCCGAGUAACCUGGUGAAACCAAUUACCAUGUUUACAUUAAAAUUGCAGUACAAUCGUUGACUUAGCUGUCAGCAAUCAACGGGUUCUUUUACUAGUCUUUUAUCUGAUAUGAGAUUUGGUAAGGCACCUCUUCCGUAAAUUAUUUACUGCUUCAUCUAUGAAUAAGGGUUCUCUGUUUUGUGUUCGUGUUAAGUUUACCUGGAGAACAUCUUUGCCUUCUUCCACAGAAGAUAGACAGAGGAAACAAAAGUUUUCCAGCUCAUCCAUUUGAGUGGUGUGGCAGGAGGUGUAAUGGCUGGGAUGAUGAAGGGCGAUGCCACUUUUAGUUGUGCGGAGAGUCUCAACUCCAGUCACAUAGCGGAUUGUUUCUCUUGCACCUUAACCAUAAUGCUUCAAAACUCUGUUGCUUUAAUGGGUUUUAUUUGGUGAUGUGAAUUCCAAGGGUUAUGAUGGUGCUGUUUUUGGAUGUUUUUUACUUAGCCAGCCCUUUUUAAGAAUA
Molecule: messenger RNA, 4580 nt
Organism: Scleropages formosus (Asian bonytongue)
Lineage: Eukaryota; Metazoa; Chordata; Actinopteri; Osteoglossiformes; Osteoglossidae
Gene: plppr2a
Product: phospholipid phosphatase related 2a
Exons: 8
Coding region: 693-1730 (345 amino acids)
Biological process (GO): phospholipid metabolic process; signal transduction; phospholipid dephosphorylation
Cellular component (GO): plasma membrane
Molecular function (GO): phosphatidate phosphatase activity
Source: RefSeq, a predicted model, not a curated record